This is a messenger RNA of Colletotrichum truncatum, 1926 nucleotides long. RefSeq names its product carnitine acetyl transferase. NCBI's taxonomy places the organism in Eukaryota, Fungi, Ascomycota, Sordariomycetes, Glomerellales, Glomerellaceae. Gene Ontology annotation, molecular function: carnitine O-acetyltransferase activity. Gene Ontology annotation, cellular component: mitochondrion; peroxisome. Gene Ontology annotation, biological process: carnitine metabolic process. The record is from RefSeq and is a predicted model, not a curated record.
AUGUCGGCCGUCUUGCGAGCUCUGGAGGCUAGGUCUGCUACGGCAAGAACGAACUUUCGAUUUCAAAGGUUCAAUCGUCCGACCAUUGGAGCCAUGGCGCCAGCAGCAAAGCGAAACAACAGUUCCCUUCCUACGGGUUAUGUCGAAGACAAGUCAAAGGGUCCGAUGUUGAGAUUCCAGGACUCCCUACCCCGGUUGCCCGUACCCACGUUGGAGGAGACAGCGGCCCGCUAUGUCAAGACGCUACAUCCUUUGCUCUCCGAAUCUGAAUUUGCCGCCAGCAAAAAGGCCGUUGAGGACUUCGUUAAGCCCGGUGGUAUCGGCAGCAAACUACAGGAAAAGUUGCUUGCCCGCAGAGAGGAUCCUGCUCACCGAAACUGGCUUUACGAGUGGUGGAACGACGCUGCAUACCUUAGUUAUCGAGACCCUGUCGUCCCCUACGUCAGCUACUUCUACUCCCACCGCGAUGACCGUCGCCGGAGAAAUCCCGCUAAGAGGGCUGCUGCCAUUACCUCUGCUGUUCUUGAAUUCAAGAAGCAGGUCGACGAUGGCACCCUGGAGCCUGAGUAUAUGAAGAAACUGCCUAUUUGCAUGGACAGUUACAAGUGGAUGUUCAACACCAGCCGCGUCGCUGCAAAGCCUGCCGACUAUCCGGUCAAGUUCUCUCAUAAGGACUACAAGCACAUCAUCGUCAUUCGCAAGAAUCAAUUCUUCAAGAUUCUUCACGAAGUCGACGGUAAGCAGCUCAAUGCCUCGGAACUCGAGCAACAGUUUAGCAAAGUUUAUGAAUUGGCUCAGCGUGUCCCCGCUGUUGGCGCUUUGACAAGCGAGAACCGCGACGUCUGGGCCGACGCGCGCGACAUUCUGCUCAAGGCGAGCCCGAAAAACGCGGCCGCCUUGGAGGCUAUUGAGUCCUCGGCCUUCGUUGUUUGCCUCGACGAUGCCGCUCCCGUUACACUUGAGGAGCGAGCGCACCAGUACUGGCAUGGCGAUGGUGCAAACCGCUGGUAUGAUAAGCCCUGCCAAUUCAUUGUUAAUGACAACGCUACAUCGGGAUUUAUGGGAGAACAUUCCAUGAUGGAUGGAACCCCCACACAUCGCUUGAACGAUUUCAUCAAUGAUCUUAUCUUCAACAAUAAGAUCGACCUCUCCGAUCCCUCAAUCCGCUCCAAUCUGCCAGAUCCUCAGAUUGUCAAGUUUGAAGUUACCAAGGAGGUCCAGGCCGAGAUUGAUCGGGCCACCAAAGAUUUCCACGACGUUAUUGGUCAACAUGAGCUUGCUGUUCAGGCGUAUCAGGGUUAUGGCAAGGGUCUGAUCAAGAAGUUUAAGUGCUCGCCCGACGCUUAUGUCCAAAUGGUAAUCCAGCUGGCUUACCACAAGAUGUAUGGCAAAAACCGCCCCACAUACGAGUCAGCGGCCACUCGCCGCUUCCAGCAAGGUCGUACCGAAACUUGCAGGACUGUUUCGGAUACCUCUGUCGCCUGGUGCAAUGCCAUGGCUGACCCCAAUAUUGAAGAUCAGGUCAAGAUUGACCUGUUCCGUCAGGCCAUCGAUGCCCAUCUCGAGUACAUCACUGCCGCCUCAGAUGGCAAGGGUGUUGACAGACAUCUCUUUGGUCUCAAGAAGCUGCUUGAGCCUGGAGAAGAGCUGCCAGCUAUAUACCAAGAUCCUGCCUUCUCAUACUCAGCUUCCUGGUACCUUUCAACAUCACAGCUUAGUUCUGAGUUCUUCAACGGAUACGGCUGGAGCCAAGUUAUUGACGCUGGCUUUGGCAUUGCCUACAUGAUCAACGAAAACAGUAUUAAUUUCAAUGUUGUAUCCAAGGGCCUGGGUAGCCAGAGAAUGAGCUUCUUCCUCAAUGAAGCUGCUGGUGACAUGCGAGACCUUCUCAUGCCUUCUCUCAAGCCAGCGAAGGCUAAGCUAUAG